This is a messenger RNA of Drosophila ananassae, 141 nucleotides long. RefSeq lists its product as uncharacterized. The transcript has a single exon. The record is from RefSeq and is a predicted model, not a curated record. Bases 1 to 141 code for a protein of 46 amino acids. NCBI's taxonomy places the organism in Eukaryota, Metazoa, Arthropoda, Insecta, Diptera, Drosophilidae.
AUGCCAACAAUUAUGUUUUGGAGUCUCAUUAGUUGCAACUUAAAGUGUUCUAAUGUGUUGCCGUGUGUGAAGAACGAUGCCGUUAAUGAUGUAAGCGUCAGGUGUGAGCUGAAAGCUGAGAGCCAGGAGAUUCAGCCAUAG